Messenger RNA from Paraglomus brasilianum, 858 nucleotides. Lineage: Eukaryota; Fungi; Glomeromycota; Glomeromycetes; Paraglomerales; Paraglomeraceae. The record is from the annotation of a GenBank genome assembly.
AUGCAUGGUUGGAUUUUUAUAAAAGAAUAUGGUAAAGAAAAUAGCAAUGAAAGCCUACUCUCAAUAAGACUGCCUCAUCCAAGGACAGGUCAAGCAGUGAGGUACAUUCUUCAAGACCAGACACUAUUAGAAAUUCGUAAACUUGACUGUGAAAGUCAGAGAUCGUGGUUCAUAGGUAGCACUGUUCAAAGCGAUGGAAGUCUUUUUUGUCUUACCCCAAUCGACCCGUUAUUUGUCUUAAUACCAAUACUUGACACUUGUCGAAGAAAGACAUCAGAUUCAAACGGAUUAUUUAUACCCUUGGAAGAUAUUCUCGAUGGAGAACAGUAUCCUAGUUUGCCAAAACUAUCUGUUCUCAACAACAUUGAGAAAUAUGUAGGGUGGGUGUGUGAUUGUCAAGUCAUGAACUCUGGAAAAGUUGUAUUUCGAUUAAAUGAUGAGAAAGUCAUGGCUUGGCUUAAAUUGAAAAUAUCUCAUAUAUUGUCCAAUUUUGAUUCGUUUAACAGUCUAAAGCAACUGAUACAACACAUGAACAACGAUUCGAUAGAUGAUCGACUUCAAAAAGAGAUUCGAUUAAAAGCAACAAUAGAAAUAGUCAUGGAGUAUUUACCUCUACUUUGGAGAGAAAGGCUUAUGGCAGUAUAUAACUUUGAUGCUCUUGGAAGAUUGGAAGUAUCGAACACGCAAAUAGCGGAUAAUCCCGCUGACUAUUAUGCCAGAAAGACAAUGCGGAAGGAAGUCCUCCCUCCCAAGGGACCACCAACGAAGAAACAGAAGCUAUCAACUGGUCAAGCUGUUUUAGCAAAAGCUAAUAUCAAAGGAAUGAAGAAACUGACUACGUUCUUUGCAAAAAAAUAA